Molecule: messenger RNA, 775 nt
Organism: Penicillium verrucosum
Lineage: Eukaryota; Fungi; Ascomycota; Eurotiomycetes; Eurotiales; Aspergillaceae
Product: protein transporter TIM23
Exons: 2
Coding region: 88-702 (204 amino acids)
Biological process (GO): protein import into mitochondrial matrix
Cellular component (GO): TIM23 mitochondrial import inner membrane translocase complex; mitochondrial inner membrane
Molecular function (GO): transmembrane protein transporter activity
Source: RefSeq, a predicted model, not a curated record
CAGUCAUCCGCCCCUGCCUUCCAAGGUUUUUCUUAGGUUCUUGUAAUUUUAUCUUCUAUCCUUUAUCUUUCUAUACAUCUCUUCACAAUGUCCAUCUGGGACUCCCUCAGCGGCCGCAAGCAAACCGGGCCUGAUGCCUUCGACCCUUCAAGCGCGCAAGAUGCUACAUCCUUCCUCUCCGAGGUCGCUAUUCCCGAUCCCUCUCGCCUCCACCCCCUGGCUGGUCUGAACCAGGAUGCCCUCGACUACCUCUCCCUCGACGACUCCGCCCUUGACGAACUCCCCGGCUCCCGAUCAGUGUUGCCAUCCCGUGGAUGGUCAGACGACCUUUGUUAUGGUGCCGGCACUACCUAUCUCGUUGCACUCGCUACUGGAGGUGCAUGGGGACUUGCAGAAGGAUUGAAAAAGACACCAUCUACGGCAGCACCGAAAAUCCGUCUUAACGGUGUACUCAACUCGGUUACCCGUCGCGGUCCAUUCCUCGGAAACUCGGCUGGUGUUGUGGCUAUGGUUUACAACGGAUUCAACUCCGGUCUCGGAUACGUGCGAGGCAAGCACGACGCGUCUAACAGCAUUGUGGCCGGCGCAUUGAGCGGCAUGGUUUUCAAGAGCACACGCGGACUUAAGCCUAUGAUGAUCUCUGGCGGCAUUGUGGCUUCCAUUGCCGGUGCCUGGGCUGUGACACGAAAGGCUUUCUUCUAAAUUGCUAGCAUGGCCAGUAUUAUCCUCCUCCGCUACUCGGUUAUCCGAUACUCCAUACCCUCCACGCCACCCU